This is a messenger RNA of Penicillium odoratum, 1173 nucleotides long. RefSeq lists its product as uncharacterized. The transcript has a single exon. NCBI's taxonomy places the organism in Eukaryota, Fungi, Ascomycota, Eurotiomycetes, Eurotiales, Aspergillaceae. The coding region runs from base 1 to 1173 and encodes 390 amino acids. The record is from RefSeq and is a predicted model, not a curated record.
AUGCGCCGCCGGCCUUUCCUUCCGUCUUCAGCGAAGGCUUUUGCUCCUCGUGACAAAUUGUAUAUUGUGCUCAAUCCAAAGUAUUCGGACUCGCUGGCGAAAGUUCUUAGACAGGCAAAGCCGGAAGAUUACACCAUGCGCAAGCGAAAGGACUCUUCCAGACAGGCAACACUGCUGAGUAUACUACUAGCACCCGACACUGCUAUAUGGACAAUUUGUGAGACCGAUUUGUUUCAAGUUUUAUACCAAGCCGGACAGGAAUAUGGGCCGUCUCAAGCAAGCCUUACAGAGACCCGCUAUAUCCAAGCGCAUGUCGUACAUGUUGACACAAUAUCACGUAAUGAGAUGAGCUUUAAAUUGACUUCCGAAACUAUCCAAAGCUUGAUCGAAUUCUACGACAUUAAUAUUUCAUGCCAUUUGAGCUCCUCCAUUUCCAAUGAGCCUCAGAAAUCAACGGCCCCUCACCACAAAGAUCCAAAGCAGGCAUUUGUUCGAAAGAUCAACGGAUUUGUAUUCUGUACUCCCGUUUCGGCCUUAGAGAGCCUGAAGAGUGAUGGAACUGGGACUCUUCUUGGGAGACAAGCAAUGGCGGCGCGUGAAGCUAUAGAACGUCUGUUAGUGUCUGUAAUAGCUACGCAGCAAGAGGGCAGUCUUCCGCAGCAAGUGGGCAGUCUUCCGCAGCAAGAGGGCAGUCUUCCGCAGCAAGAGGGCAGUCUUCCGCAGCAAGAGGGCAAUCUUCCGCAGCAAGAGGGCAAUCUUCCGCAGCAAGAUGGCAGUCUUCCGCAGCAAGAGGGCAGACUUUUGCAGCAAGAGGGCAGACUUUUGCAGCAAGAGGGCAGUCUUCCGCAGCAAGAGGGCAAUCUUCCGCAGCAAGAUGGCAGUCUUCCGCAGCAAGAGGGCAGACUUUUGCAGCAGGAAGAGGGUCUGUUGCCGACCCAAGAAAGAGGACAGAUUGAUUCUUUCAAUAGUCAUUCCUCUUUCGAGCCCUGGAGCAUCGAGGAAGUUUUGCCUGAUAUGACCAUCCCCUACCGCCCUCUUGCUCACACGGUAUAUACCGACCAGAGCUCCUCGCUCGGAGCAGUAUGGGGACCUCUUCCGCUUUUAUCUAGAGAUGAGCAGCAGUUUCCUGCACCUUAUGCCCAGUUUUCAUCGCGCUCUUCACUGCUUCAAUAG